AUUUUUUGCUGGUACUAAACUUAAACCAACGUUCCUCCUAAGUUUAGAAUUUGUUUGAAUAAGAAUAGUUGCAUAGGGCAACUGAAUAAUUCUGAUUUAUUUAUAAAUUAUAACAGCAUCACACAAUAAUGAGCAAAAGAAGAAAAAAUCGUGUAGUAUCCGAUUCUGAUGAAAGUUCUGCAGAAGAUGAUGAUAAAAAUGAUACGCUAAAUGCAAAAAGACAGCGAAACGACAGCAGUAGUGACGCACAACCACACAAAGUCAAAGUCCCAACAACCACCACAACCAACUCAUCAGAUUCUGACACUUCUGAUGACGAUGAAGAUUGGACUGUGGGUUCAAAAUCGAAAAAGAAAAAGCCGUCAAAGAAAGUGAUCAGAGGAAGAAAGUCUAAGUUUGGAUUGAGCAGGGAGACGGUAUCGGAUCAAUCAUCAGACAGUGAUGGUGGUUCUGAUGACUCAAAACCUAACACAGGGAUGUCCAACCUUGAAGAUGGUGAAUUAACAUCAAGUGAGGAGUCUGAAGGACCAUCGGAUGGUGGAGGAUCGGAGUCGGAGUUCGAUGAGGAAGCUCUGUGGAAGCAGUUUGAUGAUGGAUACGAUUCCGAGUUGGUGGGAGACGAGGAAGAUCGGGUGAAGUUGGAGAACAUGACGGAGAAGGAGAGAGAGCAGGAACUUUAUAAUCGGCUCGAGAAAAGAGAAGCUUUGCAAAAACGGUUAUUUUUUUUAUUGUUUUACUCUUCCAUGUCCAGGCCCUCCAACAAAGAUUCCUUCUCAACUCUCCUCCCAUCUCGAACAGAUCGUCGGAAGAAAGUUGAUAAGAAUGAGAAAAUCCUGGGUGACCUAAGGGCUGAAAUUGAAAGAAAGAAAAACAAAGCGAGUAAAAACAAACAAAUAUUGAAAGCAAGUGAAGUUUAUAGUGAUGAUGAUGAUGAUGAAGAUGAGGAAGGUGUUGGCUCAUCUUCUGGUUCCGAUUCCGACAGCGAUCUUUCUCGUAAAGGAGGUUCAGAUGAAGAAGAUGACAGAAGUUCAAAUUCCAAGCGAUUUCAACCGAUAUCUGCAAAAGAAGAUCUCAGCAUCAUCCGGUUGUCGAGAUUCAAGAUGGAGAAGUGGGUUCACCUCCCUUUCUUCAGGGAAACCUGCAUUGGCUGUUUCGUCAGGAUCGGAAUUGGAAAUCAUAAUGGAAGACCUGUGUAUAGGAUUGCCGAGAUACUGGAUGUAGUGGAAACGGCAAAAGUUUAUCAGCUUGGCAAGACGAGAACCAAUAAAGGAUUAAGGUUACGUCAUGGCCAACAAGAGAGAGUGUUUCGUUUGGAAUUUGUUUCAAAUUCGGAAUUUACAGAUUCAGAGUUUUUUAAGUGGAAAGAAGCUGUAAUGCUUGCUGGUCUUGAGUUGCCAACAUUAGAUGAGAUUCAUAAAAAGCAGUCAGCCAUGCAGAAGGCUAUUCAAUAUAAUAUCAAGGACAAAGACAUUGACCAUAUCAUUAAAGAAAAGACGAAGUUCCGAAAAAAUCCCUUCAAUUAUGCGAUGAAGAAGACAACGCUCCUUAAGCAGAAGGAGAUGGCUGAAGUCCAGGGAGACGGGGAUGAAACGAAGAGGAUCAACAGCCAGCUGGAUGAGCUGGAGGAGAGAGCGACUCAUCUUGAUAAACAGAGACAGGAGAAUAUUGCCGGAAUCACAUACAUCAAUGAGCGGAUCAAAUCCCACAACCUCCUGAAGGAGGAAGCUUGUAAAGAGGAGUGGAAAGUCCUCCGGAAGACAGUGGCUGAUCCCUUCACAAGAAGAAGAUGUAAACCAGUCCUUGUGUCCAACGCAGAAGAUGGUGAACAAACCCAGCGUUUAUUGCAAGAGAUGGAUAAGCGCUAUGGCGGAAACGUGUCGUAUGAUAUUCCAAAAGGCAACAAAGUCAAUAAAACAACGAAAGAAACUUCAGAUAAAGAGUCAAGUGACUUGUUUGAUGCACAUGACUUUGAUAUUAAACUUGACCUUCAAAUGCCCUCCGCAGAACGUUCGCUGGUUGCUCCAAAAGCAAACACCCCAACAACAAGCAGUGAUGCGCCACGCAGGUCUCUUAAUUUGGCGGACUAUAAAAAACGAAGGGGACUUAUUUGAAAAAAACUCUUUCUAGCAAAUUUUCAUCAAACAGCUGGUUUACUCACUGCCUCGAUGCGUUUCAAACAGAUGAAACAAUAGUGUCAAUCUUGUUGGUAUUUUUUUUUACAAUAAUACACACCUGAAAAUCCACUUAGUUUUUCAGUGCUGUAUUGCAACUUCAUUGACAGUAAAUCAAGGCGAAAAUAAAGAUAGAAAAUUUUUCUUGUUACUUUUGAAACGAUCAUCGUAUUUUUAAAAUAAACAAAAAAACAUUCC
This is a messenger RNA of Ciona intestinalis (vase tunicate), 2369 nucleotides long. NCBI's taxonomy places the organism in Eukaryota, Metazoa, Chordata, Ascidiacea, Phlebobranchia, Cionidae. The record is from RefSeq and is a predicted model, not a curated record.